Gallus gallus (chicken) is the source of this 4167-nucleotide messenger RNA. It is a transcript of the gene PPAT, whose product is annotated as phosphoribosyl pyrophosphate amidotransferase. Gene Ontology annotation, molecular function: amidophosphoribosyltransferase activity. Gene Ontology annotation, biological process: purine nucleobase biosynthetic process; purine nucleotide biosynthetic process. Lineage: Eukaryota; Metazoa; Chordata; Aves; Galliformes; Phasianidae. The transcript is spliced from 11 exons. Bases 116 to 1648 code for a protein of 510 amino acids. The record is from RefSeq and is marked validated.
GGGUACCGGAGGCUUCGCGCGGCGCGGCGCUGUUGGCUGCGUGCGGCGCCCGUAGGAGCGCGCGGGAGGGAUCCGCCGGAGCGGGCCGGGCCGGGUCCCGCCGCCACGUGCCGCCAUGGAGCUGGAGGAGCUGGGCAUCCGCGAAGAGUGCGGCGUGUUCGGCUGCAUCGCCUCCGGCGUGUGGCCCACCGAGCUGGACGUGCCCCAUGUGAUCACGCUGGGGCUCGUGGGGCUGCAGCACAGGGGCCAGGAGAGUGCUGGAAUUGUGACAAGUGAUGGAGAGUCAUCCGAGGCAUUCAAAGUGCACAAGGGAAUGGGUCUUAUAAAUCACGUGUUCAAUGCAGACAGCCUGAAGAAGCUGUAUGUUUCAAACCUUGGUAUCGGGCACACCAGGUACUCUACCUCGGGGAUCUCUGAGCUGCAGAACUGCCAGCCUUUCGUUGUAGAAACUCUUCAUGGAAAGAUAGCUGUGGCACACAAUGGGGAACUAACAAACGCUGUACGACUGAGGAGGAAGCUUAUGCGGCAUGGUGUAGGAUUGUCAACCAGUUCUGACAGUGAAUUGAUCACCCAGCUGCUGGCUUUCACACCUCCUCUAGAAAAUGACGACACUGCUGACUGGGUAGCAAGAAUUAAAAAUUUAAUGAACGAAACUCCAACUUCAUACUCAUUGCUAAUUAUGCACAAAGACAUAAUCUAUGCAGUACGUGAUCCAUAUGGGAAUCGCCCACUCUGCAUUGGUCGCCUUAUUCCAGUAGGGGACAUAAAUGGAAAAGGAAAAGAUAACAGUGAGACAGAAGGAUGGGUGGUCUCUUCUGAAUCCUGUAGCUUUUUAUCUAUUGGUGCCGAGUACUAUCGUGAGGUACUUCCUGGAGAGAUUGUGAAAAUAUCCAGGUAUGAUGUCCAAACAUUGGAUGUUGUACCAAGACCAGAAGGAGAUCCAUCAGCAUUCUGCAUCUUCGAAUAUGUUUAUUUUGCAAGACCAGACAGUAUCUUUGAAGGUCAAAUGGUGUAUUCAGUCAGGAGGAGAUGUGGCCAGCAACUUGCUAUUGAAGCACCUGUGGAGGCAGACCUGGUCAGCACUGUUCCAGAGUCUGCAACCCCAGCAGCUCUGGGUUACGCUCAAAAGUGUGGACUGCCAUACGUUGAAGUACUCUGUAAAAAUCGCUAUGUAGGAAGAACUUUUAUCCAGCCAAAUAUGAGGUUACGGCAACUUGGUGUUGCAAAGAAGUUUGGUGUUCUAUCUGACAAUUUUAAAGGCAAACGAGUUGUUAUCAUUGAUGAUUCAAUUGUGAGGGGCAAUACUAUUUCUCCCAUAAUAAAACUACUAAGGGAAUCAGGAGCUAAAGAGGUGCAUAUUCGUGUGGCUUCACCUCCCAUAAGAUUUCCAUGUUAUAUGGGAAUAAACAUUCCAACAAAAGAAGAACUUAUUGCCAACAGACCCGAAUUUCAUGAUCUUGCGAACUAUAUAGGGGCCGACAGUGUUGUUUAUCUUUCUGUGGAAGGGCUUGUAUCGUCUGUGCAAGAAAGCAUCAAAGCAAGAAAAGAGAACGAGAACAGCCUUAAGACCCAGAAAUCGCGUGUUGGAAAGAUUGGUCAUUGCACAGCAUGUCUCACUGGAGAUUAUCCUGUAGAGCUAGAAUGGUGAAUGUUUAGUAGGUGGACAUUGGUUCAUCCACUGAUGAAUGUACCUGUUUCAAAGAUGCCUUCCAGCUAAUAGCCUUCUUACGUUUAGGUAAUAUGUAAAGCUUACCAGAGCUAACUAAUUACUGUUACUAAAUACAUCUUUAUGGUAAUGGCUUAGAUAAAGCCUGUGCUGACAAAAACUAUCUAAGCGAAUUAAAAUAUAAAAUCAUAUAGUUUUGAAGCACAGCUGUGAUUUCUGUUUUCUCAUAAAAUAUUGUAAAAACCAAAGUGUUUAUAAUUAUUUACCAGUCCCAAAGCUUUUUGUUUCAGUCUUGCCCUGAAUGUGAGAUGUCAGCGUCAGAUUUAUUCACAAAGUUGAAGUACAAAUUAUAAAUCACAUGGUGUAAUUUCAAAUUAUCAAAAUCAUUACAAGGGAUGUGAAGCUUGCUUCUUUUGGAAAAAAAUCUGAAGAGUCAAAUUGCUUCCUCAGCAGUUUUUGCUUAGAUUUAAAAAGAAUAUAUCUUACUAAAUAGCCAUUUAUAUAUAUAGCUAAAUAGCAUAUAUAGCUAAAUAGCCAUUAUUGAUGAAGCCCUUUGUAACUAAGUGUCCAGAUUCCACAUAAUGUCUGGUACAUGAUUAUAAGAAUGAACACUCAGGGAGAUGCUAAGCCAAAAGCUUUCUAUGUUUGUAACUUCACAAUUCUUUUCCGAAGUCCAACACAAAUCUUCAGGUGUUUUCCAAUGGCCAAUGCAAUGUGGAAGGAGAAAAACACCUGGCACUGCCAUUUUUCAUUUUCUGUUUCACAUCUUGUUUUCUCUGGGACAAAUCCUGACAAUUUCUGAAAUCUGAGCUAUUACUCAGUGUGCUCUAUGUUAGCAUCCAAACUUCACUCAAAAAUACAGUUGCUUUCGUAACAGUAAGCAUGAUAUAACAACUGAAGAUUGUGUUGUUUUGGCCAGACUCUUUAUUUCUACACAUCGCUGCUGUUAAAAUAAAUGUAAUGUUUUAAAAGAAAGAGUUUUGAAGAACCAUUAGUAUUGUACUUUUUAAUUGUAUUAGCGUAAUAUUUUUUAAUUGGUCACCGUUAGUUACUUGUAUACAUGAAGAUGGCCUCAAAAUGAACCACUAGCUGAAACAGAAAAGCACCUUUUGAAAACUACUGCAAAUGUACGCACAAUUGUAAAAAAAUAUUUUGUAUACCUCUGUUUUUUUUUCACAAAGUACCAGCAACUUAAUUUUAGAUUAUCUAUUUAAUAUUGUGUAUUUUGGCCUUACAAUUGCAUGUGACACCGCUACAAAAGCAGAGAAAAAUAAAAGUUUAAGAGCUUUUUCCUCCCCCAUCUUACACAUAGUUGAGAAUUACAUCACUGGUCAUUAUAUUAAAAAUUGAGCUUUCUUAGGUGGAAUUUGUAGCACUUCUGCCUGAUGCAUGAUAAAAAAGCCAAACUCUCAAUUCAAGAACGGCUGUAAAUUCUUUCACAAGACUGAGCCUUGUGGAGGUUCUCUGUGGAAUGAGAACCUACUUGCAGUCAAGCUAAUGGGAAAAUCAAUUUUUUUUUUUUUUUUUUUUGAGAAUUGCACUCUUUGUGGAUGCCCAGAUCUGCUUAUUGGGAGAGGUAUAUGGAUCUCUUCUAUUUAGCAAGCAUUUUUGUUUUUUAACAGUCCCAUUAUCUGGACAGCAAAGUGAGCAAAAAAGGGAACUGGAUGCAAUCUGUCUGACCUCCACUCUUCCACACUAGGAUGAGGAAGUGUGGGAAAACUGAAAAACUUCAGCAUUUUUUGCCCUUCUUCUCUCCUGCCUUCAAAAAAGCAAACAUUUUUAAAAGAAGGAUAAAUUGAGCUCUUGUGUUAGAUGCAUGUGAGGGGAUGAAACCAGUUGCACAAUUUAAUAACGUUGCAAGCGGAAUUCAAUCCAUUUGAAGUUGUCUUGUAGAACAGAUUGAAACUUACGCAAAUAAUUUGUAACAAACUUUCAACAAAACUGCUGGUUUUGCAUGUGGUGAGAACCGUUUAAAUGUGAUUUGAGCAUCAGGUGGCAUAAAUCUGAUUUCAGUGAGAGUCACAGUCCCAUUUUUCUCCAUGAAAUGCAUGACAUUACACGGAAGGACUGCCAUCGUACACCCCAUAAUAUUUAGUUAUGCUGCAUGCCUCAUUUUAAGGAUGUAAGUUUUAAACUUAAAGAAGAAUGCUUUCCAAGUGCCACUUUAUUCACUGAGCGGUGAUAAGGUUACGGGGCUUCACAUGUAUCACAUACAGCAGGAUGCACACGUGCUGUCAACACUUGGAAGGGAAGAGCUCUGGUUCUGGGCAUUGCUAUUUGUAUUAUUUCAAGGCUUCGUUACAUAACGCUUUCUACUGUAAUUACCGACGUGCAACUGUGCUACGUUAUCACUUCUGAAGCACGACAGAAGAGCAGAAGCUCACGCCUUACUUCUACCACAUGCAACAUUAGGAACGGUGAACUGUUUCUCUUGGAAUGCCUAUACAGUUUUUGCUGGCAGCACGCCUCGGAGACAUCUUAAUAAAAUCACCCUGAAAGAG